AGGCGGCCAACGUGCGCGCUCGGGGUUUCCGUUGUAAAGUCGUGUCUCGAGCGGGAGCGGGAUGGACGAUGAAGAGGAGACUUAUCGCUUGUGGAAGAUCCGCAAAACCAUCAUGCAGCUUUGCCAUGAUCGUGGAUAUUUGGUGACACAAGAUGAAUUGGAUCAGACACUGGAAGAAUUUAGGGGUCAAUUUGGAGAUAAGCCAAGUGAAGGGCGGCCACGACGUUCAGACCUUACUGUGCUUGUUGCUCAUAAUGAUGAUCCCACUGAUCAGAUGUUCGUUUUCUUUCCAGAGGAGCCAAAAGUUGGGAUCAAAACCAUUAAAAUGUAUUGUCAACGCAUGCAGGAAGAAAAUAUUACCAGAGCCAUCAUUGUGGUACAACAAGGGAUGACCCCAUCAGCAAAGCAGUCUCUUGUUGACAUGGCUCCUAAGUAUAUCCUUGAGCAAUUCCUUCAACAGGAACUUCUAAUUAACAUUACAGAACACGAGCUUGUUCCAGAGCACAUAGUCAUGACCAAGGAGGAAGUUACAGAGCUACUGGCACGAUAUAAGUUAAAGGAGAGCCAGUUGCCAAGAAUACAAGCAGGUGAUCCAGUGGCACGAUACUUUGGAUUGAAAAGAGGGCAGGUGGUUAAGAUUAUAAGACCUAGUGAGACUGCAGGAAGAUACAUUACGUACAGACUUGUGCAGUGAAACACGCUGUAUGAAACUGGCAUCAACCACAAGGCAAACAUUGAAAACUUCAAGUUGUUGCUGCUUUUUACUGACUCUUGAUUUGAUCAAUGGAUGGUCUUUCAGUUCAUGGUUAAUUUUUAUCAAUAAACAUUUUCAUAAAAGCAA
Molecule: messenger RNA, 841 nt
Organism: Hemiscyllium ocellatum (epaulette shark)
Lineage: Eukaryota; Metazoa; Chordata; Chondrichthyes; Orectolobiformes; Hemiscylliidae
Product: DNA-directed RNA polymerases I, II, and III subunit RPABC1
Exons: 8
Coding region: 62-694 (210 amino acids)
Biological process (GO): DNA-templated transcription
Cellular component (GO): RNA polymerase I complex; RNA polymerase II, core complex; RNA polymerase III complex
Molecular function (GO): DNA-directed RNA polymerase activity; DNA binding
Source: RefSeq, a predicted model, not a curated record